AUGGACAUCUCCCGAGGUAUCAAGCCCUGGAAACUCAACGAUCAAAGAAAUUUAGUCUUUGUAAACGCGACGAUCGUUGAUCCAUCCAAGGGCAAAUUGAUCUGGAAUGCUACAGUCCGAAUCUCAGGGGGCAAGAUCAUCCAAAUCGUCACAGAUAACUCCACUACAGCCACAGACGACCUUCCCGGAGAAAAUGUGAUUGACCUGAGCGGGAAAUACCUGUGUCCGGGCUUGAUCGAUUGCCAUGUUCACAUCGCGGUAGUUCCCGGCGAAGCCGAUCUACGAUCAUACAAACACAUGACCGAGCGAGUCAGUCUCCUGCGGCAGCCGUACGUGCUCAAAUCCAUGUUAGACCGCGGCUUCACCUCAAUUCGUGAUUGUGGCGGCGCAAGCCUCGCGAUCAAGGAAGCCGUCGAGGACGGUGUGAUCCCAGGCCCUCGUCUCUUCAUCGCUGGAUACGCACUCUCCCAAACUGGUGGACACGGCGACUUGCGCGGGUCCCACAACACCCAGCUCUGCUGCAGUGGCUCCAUCUCCGGAAUCAGCAGGAUUGUCGACGGCCCAGCGGAGUGCUACAGAUACACGCGCGAUGAGUUGCGCCAGGGAGCGGACUUUAUCAAGAUCAUGGGUGGUGGCGGUGUUGCUAGCCCCACGGACAGUAUUGAACAUGUGCAGUUCUCAGAUGAGGAGAUUAGGGCUAUUGUUACUGUUGCACGGAACGCGGGCACAUAUGUCACGAGUCAUAGCUACACGCCUCGGGCGAUUCAGCAGGCCAUCAAGCUAGGGGUGCGCGGUAUCGAGCAUGGGAAUCUUCUUGACCUUGAGACGGCAAAGAUGAUGGCUGAAAUGGAUGUUUUCUUGACUCCGACGCUCAUCACGCAUGUCAUGUCCAAGCAGAUGAAUUUCCUUUCUGCUGAUGGCGCUGCUAAGAACGAGGAGGUUCUUGAGAAGGGACUGAAGGCAAUGAAGUUGGCUAUUGAUGCGGGCGUGACUGUCUGUUUCGGGACUGAUCUUCUUGGUCCGAUGCAUUUUGCUCAAAGCAAGGAGUUUUCGGUGCGCAGUUCGGUUUUGACGCCAUUGCAGAUUCUGCGCAGUGCUACUGUUAAUGGUGCUCGGCUUGUUAUGCAGGAAGACAAACUGGGUCAGGUCCAGGAGGGAUUCGUGGCAGAUCUUUUGAUCUUGAAAGGAAAUCCGUUGGAGGAUAUCACCAUUUUGGAUCGAGUGGAGGAGCACAUUCUGGCUGUGAUCAAAGAUGGGAGGGUUACUACCUCACGUUGGGACAAAGUCAAGGUGGAUCUUUGA
Molecule: messenger RNA, 1302 nt
Organism: Penicillium vulpinum
Lineage: Eukaryota; Fungi; Ascomycota; Eurotiomycetes; Eurotiales; Aspergillaceae
Product: metal-dependent hydrolase family protein
Exons: 1
Coding region: 1-1302 (433 amino acids)
Molecular function (GO): hydrolase activity, acting on carbon-nitrogen (but not peptide) bonds
Source: RefSeq, a predicted model, not a curated record